ACUUGGUCAUCCAUGGAAUGGGCGGCAUUGGUAAAACAACUCUAGCAAAAGCUGUCUUUAAUCAAAUCUCCAACCGAUUUGCAGUCUGUAGCUUCCUUUCAGACAUUCGUGAAUCUGCAAAACACAAAAGAAUUGUUGACUUACAAAAAACAUUAUUAUUAGAAAUUCUUCAAUCCCAAUUUCUAGAAACUCUCACUUCUGUUGACAUGGGGAUUGAAAUGAUUAGAAAAACACUUUGUGAUAAGAAAGUUCUCCUUAUUCUUGAUGAUGUGGAUAAUAGGGAUCAACUCUCUAAGCUAGCUGGGAAGAGUGAUUGGUUUGAUUCAGGAAGCAGAAUAAUCAUUACAACAAGGGACAUCAACUUUUUGCCAAUCAAAGAGAAGGACAAAGAGAGUAGUUUCCAAGCACAUUCUCAAGAGUUUCAAUACUAUAAAAUGAAAGAAAUGGAUUUUUUCUAUGCUCUUCGGCUUUUAGUAAACAUGCCUUCGAGAUGGAUUUACCACCACAUGACUUCGAUGAUAUCUCAAGGAAAAUUACUACCACAACAGGUGGACUUCCUUUAGCUAUUGCGGUUAUUGGUUCCUCACUUCAAGGCAAGAGCAAAACGUCUUGGAAAGUCACUUUGCAGAAGUUAAAGUCGGUGCCCAACCGGGAAGUCUUCAAUAAAUUAAAAGUCAGUUAUGACAUGUUAGAGGCUGAGCAACAAGAGAUCUUUCUUGAUAUUGCAUGUUUCUUCAUUGGAAAAGAUAUACUCCACCCGAGCUAUAUGUGGAAAGCUUCCAACUAUUUUCCGGAGAUGGAACUACUUGUCCUUACUCGUAAGUCUUUGAUAAAGAUUACAAAAGAUCUUAAAUUUUGGAUGCAUGAUCAACUUAGAGAUCUUGGAAGAGAAAUCGUUAGGUGUGAAGACAUCAAUUUUCCAGAGAAUUGUAGCAGGUUGUGGGAGCCUGAGUUUGCCCUCGAAGUGGUUCAGAGGAAAAAGGUGAGUGAGAACUUGAAAGUUAUAGAGAUCUAUUUGCAUGAAAAGGAUUCCCGACUUCUCGAAAUGCUCAAAUUUGAGGAGAUUGACUAUUCGAUCAUGUGCAAGCUUGCUAGAGGUCUUAGAAUGUUGAGGACGAUGGCACUUAUAGACAGUUGGAUAGCGAAGCUACCGAAGACAAUAGGAGGAUUAGAGUCUUUGCUUGAGCUAGAUUUGACCAGAACAAGAAUUAGAAAAUUACCUGCGUCUAUUGGGAAUCUUAAAAAGUUGAGGAAGAUGAGCAUGCUUCAGGCUCCUAUAAAGAAGCUACCGAAGGAAAUAGGAGGGCUAGAAUCUUUGCUAGUGCUAGAUUUGAACUACACAAAGAUUACAAAGUUACCUACUUCUAUUGGAAAGCUCAAACAAUUGGAGAUUGUAGGUGUAAUUGGUACUAUGAUUAGAGAGCUACCAAAUGCCAUAUGGAUGCUAAAGAAUCUUAAAGUUUUGAAUGCUGGAUACUUUGUGAAAAUAUGGAGGGAGAAAUUCCAAGUGAAAUUCAGGGUCUAUCUUUUCUUAGGGGGCUACAGCUAUCAAAGAGCAAGAUUAGGAGAUUGCCCACAACUAUGA
This is a messenger RNA of Eucalyptus grandis, 1585 nucleotides long. RefSeq names its product disease resistance protein RUN1-like. The transcript has 3 exons. Lineage: Eukaryota; Viridiplantae; Streptophyta; Magnoliopsida; Myrtales; Myrtaceae. The coding region runs from base 491 to 1585 and encodes 364 amino acids. The record is from RefSeq and is a predicted model, not a curated record. Gene Ontology annotation, biological process: defense response.